GCCAGAGACAGUUUUUGUGCUGAGAGAAAGGAGUGCAGACUGCCAUGUCACAGCUUGACAUAGCUGAAGUGAUGUGGACAGAUGUAAUACAAAAUAUAGAGAGUAAAUUAAACCAGAGGCAGUCUAAUGAAAGCUGAAGAUAAACAGUGUGACAAAGGCAAAUAAUCUUUGUCAUAACAGAAUAUAAAGAGAUUAACAAGGAGUAAGGUAAAUGUUUAAGAGCACAAACAGAGCAGCAGUAAGAUUUGACUGCUCUCAUGUGAGAAACAGGUGGUCAGAAAGGAGGGAGAAAAAUUGUGUGACAAAUGAAUGGGAUGACAGCAGGAGAUGGGGAGAGACCCAGACAACUGUGUGACAGCAGGACAAACAGAGCCUGGCAAAGACCCAGCAAAAAACAAAAUGGACAGAAUCAAAUGGGUAUCAGUAUUCGUGCCUUACAUGUCCGUGCAUUUCAAGAUGCGUCCGGUUGGACGCUGUAUAAUAUACCAUAAAUGCAUGGAAAACACUUGUGUUUACAUACUACAGCUGGGUAAAGUCAACCCAAAGUGUUAAGAAAUAGGCUGAAUUAAUAUAACUAUACUAACAUUGUAUUAGUAUUUUUUCCUAAUAAAAAGUAUUUAUAAAAAGCCAAUAUAUUCUGCACAUUCUUAAAAAAUACAGUAUAGUAUAGUAUUUAUAUGGGAAAUUUCUUUUAAAAUAAUUAGGCAAACUUUAGCACACUGUUGGCUUAAGAACUACAACUCCCAGCAUCCCCCAAGGUAGCUAAGCUGGCAAAAGCUGCAACGACUGUAGGCUCACGGGUUGCCUAUGCAUAAAGUACACUGAGAUCUAGUCACAAUUUUGCCACAAAAUUAUUUUCCAUUAAUAGAAAAAAUGAUGACAUUGCCCAAUGUUUACAGUAGCCACAUUUGUACCCAUGUACCAACAAAUGUCCUUUUUUAUUUGUGAGUAUAUUUGUGGAGAGUCUACCAUACCUUUCUUCUAUUAUUUGCUUUUUUAAAUAUACAUAGCGCAGAAUCCCUCAUUAGCUUUGCCCAGACUAAAAAUGGAUAUGUGUGUAUGUGUGUGUAAAUCUGAGUGAUUAUAGGACCCUGUUCCUGCUGGUUCCAUCACUGCAGUGCUGUGCGAUAGAUGCUGGGGGGCUGAGCUGCCGCUCUGCUCUCCUGCUCUCUGGCUGGCAGGUGUAUGGGGAUGAAGGAGAAAAGCUGACCGUAGAUUCCUAACUAUUCUGGAAGGGUCUCAUGCAGAUCACCUUGGAGAAAAAUCUAGUUGUGUGCAUCUGAUGACCAUUGCUGAGCAGCCGGUAUGACACAAAUGCUCUUCUAUACAUCACUAAGCACCUAGAAACUGUGCCAUACGCUGCCUCCCUGGAUACAGACUGGGAGUGCCUUUACCAACUGUACUGAUACUCGGACAUCUAGAGGAGUGUCCUUCUGUAUGCAGAAGAAGAUGUAAGGAAUGACAGAAAUGAUUUCAGAUUUCUGAAUGGCGUUUUGCAGAAUACAAGCAGAAAGGAUAUUCUGCUACCCACAGUGACAUAGUGUGGGCAGGAAUGGUCUACACAACAGAGAAAUGCUCUGUAGGAUAUUAUAAUACUCUUCAGAAAGAAAUAACACCCUUUAGGAAAGAAUACCUAAAGGGGCAACACUCUGACUUGGCAAUACUGUCUCUAAUAUAGGAGUAAUGCUUUGUGGGCCAGACAAACCACUUACUGCAGACCAUUGCAGAAGACAUAGCUGUUUGUGACAAAUAUUUGUCCGAAAUGUGACCUUUUUCUGGGACAAUAUCCCCUUUCUCUCCCCUUUAUCCCUUUGACCUCCAGUCCAUUCCUUUAUUCUGUCUAUUUUGACCCAAAGUAACCCUUAGCCUACUAUCUUAACAUUUUUCUUGUCUCACCCUUUUUUUUUAUUUGCUCUUUUACAUUUUUUUGCAGUUUCAUGCAGAUUUUCCAUUGUUUGCUGUUCCCAAUGCCUGUCCUUUUUAUUCUCCUGUAAUUCUUUCAGGACCCUCCUUUCUUUUUGAUGUAUGAUGGGUGAUGGUCCUGUAAGCAGAAGGGUGAUGGUGACCUUUAAUCCAAAUCAUCCCCAUGGAUACCUCCCUUCCCUCUCACACUUGGAACCUUUCCUUCAAUUUUUCAGGGGCCUCCUCUCCCACAAACCCCCAGUAUGGGGCCCUCUUCCUCAUGCUUCUCAUGGACCUUCUAGCAGUGGCUGGGAAUGUGGCAGUCAUGGGGGUCAUCAUGAAAACUCCAUCCCUCAGGAAGUUUGUUCUGGUCUUCCACUUAUGUGUGGUGGAUCUUCUGGCUGCACUAACCCUUAUGCCAUUGGCCAUGUUGUCAGGGGGUGGGGGCACCUAUCUGUAUGAAGGCCAAGGUUUGGGGCAGAUGGCCUGCCGUGCCUACCUCUUCCUAAGUGUUUGUCUGACCAGCACAGGUAUCUUGUCUAUUUCUGCCAUCAACAUAGAGAGAUACUACUAUGUGGUACAUCCAAUGAGAUACCAAGUCAAAAUGACAAUGGGAUUGGUCAGCUGGGUUUUGGCUGGGGUUUGGGUCAAGGCCCUUCUGACUUCACUUGUCCCUGUACUGGGCUGGAACCCCCCAGCCCCUGGACACUGCAGUCUGCAGGGAGGGGGCAACAGUGUCUUCCGUGCUGGAUUUCUUCUGUUUUACUCCUCAUUCUAUUUUCUAUUGCCUCUUACCAUCAUCAUUGUUGUAUACUGCAGCAUGUUCAAGGUGGCACGGGUGGCUGCCCUGCACCAUGGGCCUCUGCCCACCUGGAUGGACACAUCUCCUCAGCGGCGGCGUUCAGAAUCUCUUAGCAGCCGUUCCACUAUGGUGACUGGUUCAGGUGGUACUCGUGGGACACCACAGCAGCGUCUACCAGGUGGGGGAGGAGGAGGGAAGGCUGCAGCUGUCUUGGCUGCAGUAGGAGGUCAGUUUUUGCUAUGCUGGUUGCCCUAUUUUGGCUUUCAUCUGUAUGCUGCACUGCGCUCUCCCCCUCCACCACCUGGAUCGCGUGCAGAGUGGGUUGUCACCUGGAUGGGAUUCCUUUGCUUUGCAUCAAACCCUAUUUUCUAUGGAUGUCUCAACAGGCAAAUUCGUUUGGAACUGGGGAGGUGGGUAGGUUGCUUCUUUAAAAGAGGUGGUGCUGGAGAAGAUGAACUACGACUGCCCAGCAGGGAAGGCUCCAUUGAGGAAAACUUCUUGCAGUUUCUACAAGGGACUGGUUGCCCUCCUGAACCUAGAGCCCCCACCCACAACAUCCCUAAAGGGGGACAUCCAGCUGUGGACUUUCGGAUUCCAGGUCAGAUAGCAGAAGAAACCUCUGAGUUCCUAGAGCAACCAUGGGAUGUGACAGCUGUAAACAGAGAUUAUAUCAGUACUGGUCCAUCUCCGAAAACAUAAACCAUUGCACCUCUUGCCAACUGCUCAUGACAAUCUCCUGGACAAAUGUGUGGAAUAAUGUAGACCCCCUUCCAAUUUUAAGUGUCCUUCCUAAUUUUAGAGGACACCAAAAUAAAUUUUCUACCACUUGCAUUGGCUAAUAAUACUCCCCAACUAUAUUACAGAUUAUUGCUUAUCACACAAGAGCAAUAUUCUGUGACACUUUUCAGUCCUAUGGGGCUUUAUCAAUCAUUUUUUUUAAUGCCAGAGCAUGUCAUUUAAAUAGUGUUGUGUUAAACAAGGUAAUUUAUGGGUUAAUUUAAAGGCAAUCUAUCACAGGACUUGUAUUUACAAUGUACCUUUAAAUGUCAUGCAGUGAAGCAUAAUAGUAGUCAGUGCCAAUGCUAUGUCAAUUUGUAGAGGGAUAAAAGGCUAGUUUACACAUGUGGCUUCUUGUGAUGCUAUUUUGUUACUAUAGUAUGGUGCUACAGAUAUGCCACAUCAGUGUUUUAAUUUGUUUACAAUAUUCAGUGACUGAAUAAAAAUAGGAUGCCCCUGCUGAGGUUUUGGGUAUCUAUCCCACUGACUGGUUGUUUUAAUUGCCAUGUGGCAUCCAAAGUAUACAAAAAUGGUUCUAGCAUCAGUCAAGGGAAGGCCCUUCAUUUGUAUGAACCAGCAAUUGUAGCAACAAUAUAUAAAUGCUCAGGUAAACUGCUCUUUAAAUGAAUCAAGCUGCCAUAGUUAGUGUCAUUUGGUGUUAUUUAAUGCAUUAUUUAGUUGUAAUAUGGUCACCUAUGUAAACUAGCUCUUUCACUAACCAGUAAACCCCUCCCUGCAGAGAUACAGACCGUGCCUCAGGAAAGUUUCACAUUAAAUGUUAUUGGUCAGCUGCAGAUAGAUAAAAUGACUUUGGGUAUGCCACCUGCUCUGCAGGACAUUCAGAAAUAUUUUGACAAACACAAAUGCAGUUAUAGAAAUAACAGGGUCACUACAUAACUGAUUGUAUAAAAAGAUACAUUGGUGGGUACAACAACAGCUUAUAAACAAACAAAAAAGAUAAAACAAAACUAGGAAAAAUUAAGCUAUACCUAUUCAAGGUAAGUGGAUUGUACCAUUUUAUAAUGAUAGAUUUCCUUUAACACUCCCAUAUAACUGGUUCCCUUUUCAUUAUGCAGGUUUUUUUUUAACUUAUCUCAGUGCAAUUUGAUACAGAAUGGACAUCAUAUCUCCAUAUUAAUUUCUUGACUAUAUGGUGGUGAAGACAAGUGAGCUCCACAAACUUAUGAUCCCUGUUGCAGCCAUAAUUAAUUAAGAAGUAUCACCAAAUAAGGUUCAUAUAAUUUAACAUUAUAACAAAAAUAUUGCUUUACUGUAACUGCUUAUGUUUUUAAGUCUCAGAGUUUUGGCUACUGUCAGAUGUGUUUUUACCAAGACAAGCUAUUGUACAAAUAUCCUAAGAAAUAUCUUCAAAAUAUUUUGGUAAGAUCCAUACAAUGCAACAAGCAUGUUGCAUUGCCAUAUAACCUUUUAGGAAGACAAUCACCUAUAAACAUGCAUCUUUACCUCAUGGUUUUCUGGUAGGCAAUUUCUUGUCAUGCAUGUGGCAAACAGAUUUGGUCUAGUAGACCUUAUUGCCCAACCAUAUGUAACAAGCUAUUUUUGACAGAAAAUGCAGUUGAUUUGUCUGGAAUGUAAUCAGCCAAUACCUCAGGUUGACACAUGGGUGAGGUUGCAGCUCUGUCUCCUUUAUAUAGGUUUGGAUGUGGCAUUCCAGAACAUUUAUGAAGACACCUGCAGUCUCAUGCUUUUGGCUGCUGAAAUGUUCAGUGAUUUAUAUGUGACAGAAAAAUAUGCACAAAUGCACCACCCCACGGUCUUGGGGGGGGCCAGGGAGGGCCCGAACCGGAGUGUCUGCUGUACCUUAGUUCCCCCUCCCCGGGACCCUCUCUUACCUGGGGGAAGUGGGACGGGGAGGAGGCACUGGUCGUGCCGGACCCUCUCAAAAUAUUUUUCUGCAGGGCGGCCUAGCACAACCAAGUUAUGCCACUGCAUUCAUCCUUAUUAAAGGGACACUAACAGCAGAGAAGGAACACCCAUUUUAAAAUCAUUUUCAAAAUAACAAUGUUACAGUUAACAAUGAUAUUUUGGCACUUUAUGUCUGCAGCUCUGUGGAUAUAUAGCUGCAGCUACUGCCAUAUAUGAGCAGCAAGAAAUAUGUUGGGGUCAUUCCAGAAUUGCAAGUGCCUCACAGUUAGAAAACUUAUCCAUUGUUAAGUAUAAUAAUUUAGUAUAGGUUUACAUGUUGUAUUAGUUAAAAACUCUAUCUCUUAGUCUGUUUGCUAACUUCACUAAACUUUUGAGAGUGAAAGAGAUUAAAAAGCUGCCGUUAAAGUUAUUUUCAUUUGUAUAAAACACAAUAAAAAUAAUUAUACAAAAAAAAAAGAAAACUUAUCUAGUGAUAAACUGAACAUUAAAGCCCACCAGGUAGGAUAAACAUCUCUCUAAAAACUAGAACAAACACAAUGCAGUAAUAACUGGGGCUUGUGAUUUAUUAUCAUUUAUUUAUAUACAGUAGAGCCAACACAAUUCUGCAGCAAUUAACAGACAUUAUUUAGCAGUGCCAAACCCAGUUGGUUUUACAAUAUACAAUUUCUACCAUGCGCACACACACUCUAUAAGGUCUUUUAAUUAAUAUUGCCUGUUUCCUGUGCCAUGAGCAUUCCUAUAGUGGAAAUGCUUUACUCAUCCACAUUCAUGGUUGCAAUAUGCAAUUUGCAUGUACUGUGUGGCACAGGAAGGCUGUAGCACCCAUAAUUGUACUGAAAUUUUGGGGGGGGGUAUAAUGUGGCUCUGUGGGUAAAAAACAUAGUAAUUUUGCACAUUGCACAAACUCCAGCCUUCUGCAGUGUUUAGGGGGCUAAUCAACAGCAGGGACGAUUAGAAUUAGCCCCAACUCACGAGGCACUCACGAGGAAACAAAACAAAUAAGAAAAAGUAAAAAGCGAUAAUACAUAGAACUUCCUUAUAUAUCAAUUAUGCUUUGUUUGGUGAUACUUCUUUGACUAGGCAGGUAUUUCAGGGUGAGGUGAACACCUUAUGAAUCACCUCAAAUCCAACCCCCCCAAAAAGAAACAUAAUAAAGUAACUAAGAUAUGUUUUCCUAUGGGUUUUUUUCUGUAACUUCCUAGCUUCCCAUUUAUUUGAGAUGAAUGUUACCCCAUUUUGUAUUUUUCCCUAUGUCAUUUCCUUUCAGUGAUUUUCUUGUCUGUUUCAACAUCUCUCCAUCGUGCCUCUUACAGUUAUCUGUAAGAUUCCUACCCAUUGUGCCUCCCCUCGCCUCUUCUUUCCUUCUUUCUGUGCCUCCUUGGCCUUCCCAUGGCCUUUUUGCUUCCUCGACAGGAUUUGAUGGGAAAUUUCAAAGAAAUAAUUUUUAUGUGUAAAGUUGAAACCUGGAGUGAAAAUAAAUUAUUUAUUACCUAAA
Molecule: messenger RNA, 6863 nt
Organism: Xenopus tropicalis (tropical clawed frog)
Lineage: Eukaryota; Metazoa; Chordata; Amphibia; Anura; Pipidae
Gene: gpr61
Product: G protein-coupled receptor 61
Exons: 2
Coding region: 2087-3403 (438 amino acids)
Biological process (GO): signal transduction; G protein-coupled receptor signaling pathway
Cellular component (GO): membrane; plasma membrane
Molecular function (GO): G protein-coupled receptor activity
Source: RefSeq, a predicted model, not a curated record